Ustilaginoidea virens is the source of this 708-nucleotide messenger RNA. RefSeq lists its product as uncharacterized. NCBI's taxonomy places the organism in Eukaryota, Fungi, Ascomycota, Sordariomycetes, Hypocreales, Clavicipitaceae. Bases 1 to 708 code for a protein of 235 amino acids. The transcript has a single exon. The record is from RefSeq and is a predicted model, not a curated record.
AUGGCUGCCGCCGCGCUUGCCGCCAGCGCAGCAGCAACAGUAGAGACGAUUGCGGUCCAGCGCGUGACGGUGGACGUGGACGCACCGUACGCCGCGGUGGUUGAGAGAUUCCGCCGGCUGGUGCCGCCUGUGCGGCUGGCAGAGCUGGCGGGGACGACUAGCGCCGAGGGCGUCGCGCAGGUUGUGGGAGCGACGGGGACGGCGACGGGCUUUGUGCUGUUUGCCGAGUUCAACCACGGGCGGUGGAUGGGGCAUUUCGCGCGUGGCCUGGGUGCCACCGAUGUGGGGGGGACGGAUGAUGGUCAUGGGGGUGGUGGUGGUGGUGGUGGUGAUGAUGGAGGAGGAGGAGGAGAGAACGGUGGUGGUGGUGAUGAUGGAAGAGCAGGAGGAGAUAGUGAUGCAGGAGGAGGAUCAGCAGCAGCAGCAGCAGCAGCAGCACCCGCACCUCGCGCGGCACAUCGGUUCGUGUUUGGCAAUCCCCUCGUGGCCUGGGACAUGGUGCGGCAGGAUAUCGAGGCUGUACUGCAUGUUCCGCUGGACUGCGCGUUCGUCGAGAAACCGGACGGGUCGGCACGCAUGAUUCUGCUCCUUCGAGACGGCCUGGUAGCCGGGCAUGCGGCCAUGGCUGCCAAUCAGAGCAUGCACUCGGCGGCACAGCAGAUCGACGACAAGGUUUAUCGUCUCAUAGAGCGUCUUGCACAAUCUUGA